UUCACCAAUAAGCUUGGUAUGGUUCGCGGAAGUAAACGAGGAUGUAUAGUAAACCAAGCGCCGAGAGGUCGACCCCGCGGGAGAGGAAGCAGUCGUGGUAGAGGACGUGGAAGAGAAGCGUGGAAUGCGUCCAACCACGAUGAUUUGGUCGGAAGGUCGACCGACAUUGACGACGAAGAGUUGAAAAAACGCAGGAGGCGAGCUGAAAGGUAUGUUGGAGACCGUGAAGUAAAGGAAGAUAACUAUAAAGUUCAAUCAGCAAACGAAGAACCGUCCUUCAAAUAUCCGGUUGCAGAGCGGUUUCUACGAGAUUACCUGAUCAGACAAGCAACCGACAAACGAGACGUCGGAAUAAUGAGAACAGCAGCCAGAUUUAUAACUAUACCAAAGUCUGGACCGCGACACCGAGCUCAUGACUUCUUUCUCAAUGUCUCCCAUCUACAAAGAUUGUCUGAAUAUGGCGAUGCAGAAUCGAUAAUGCGGGCUGAAUUACAAGCGCAAAGAACAGAAUUAUUGGAGAUAAUUAGACGAAGAUCGAAAAUCGAAAUCUAUGCGGAGUGUUCACCUGACAUUGAAAAGCAGUCUGAUCAGCCUGUUCUCCAUGGAGAGGAUUCAGACGUCGAGAUGGGAGAGGCUGAGCCUCUCGUAGAAUCACCUAUAUCAGCAGUAACGUUAACUAUACUUGAUAACACUCCUGUGAAGAACGUGGACGAAUUCGAUGGGUCGAGCGAUGGAUUGUCACCAAUGGACGUGGAUGAAGAAUAUCGAGAAAGCCUGAGAGCUUCUGUGCGAAUAAUAAAGAAAACGUCAUUGAGUGCUGCUGCGAAUACGAGAAGACCGGCUAGAAGGGUGAGCUUUAAUAAUGCUCCAGAUAUAAUUGAUGGCACAGGUCAGGAUAACGAGACCGUAAAUCUACCACCGCCAGAAUACACGAGAAAGCAACCAUUAGCGGACGAAGCCAUUACAGAAGAAGCCGGAAAUGUUCGUGAUGAUAGAAGCAUUAUUGGCAGUUAUAUUACUGAUAAUAAUGUACGCCUUGGAAAUUUGGAUGACACAGACAGAACGACAGGAGAACGGUCGAUUCAGAAACGAGACACAAUACCUGACAGUCCGAGUCCCAUGGUUUUCAACAUACGAACGCGUACUUAUCUGGGAUGGACGGCUAACUCUUGUGGUCUUUUAGACUGUCCAUUCCAUGUUCACAAACAGCCAAAGUGGGUUCACGACAUGCUUGUCAAACCACCCACUUUCCACUUUUAG
Molecule: messenger RNA, 1260 nt
Organism: Paraglomus occultum
Lineage: Eukaryota; Fungi; Glomeromycota; Glomeromycetes; Paraglomerales; Paraglomeraceae
Source: the annotation of a GenBank genome assembly